Molecule: messenger RNA, 1776 nt
Organism: Aspergillus glaucus CBS 516.65
Lineage: Eukaryota; Fungi; Ascomycota; Eurotiomycetes; Eurotiales; Aspergillaceae
Exons: 4
Coding region: 1-1776 (591 amino acids)
Biological process (GO): positive regulation of transcription by RNA polymerase II
Cellular component (GO): nucleus
Molecular function (GO): DNA-binding transcription factor activity; transcription cis-regulatory region binding
Source: RefSeq, a predicted model, not a curated record
AUGAAAGCUUCUCGAGAUUGCACUUAUGCAGAUCAAUCUAUAUUCCGUAGUCGAACACCAAGACGUAAACAAACAAACAGAGUCAGCUGGUCAGGAAAACAACAGCCCGAUGUGUUCGACGAAGAUCACAGAUGGGUUGAGGUUCCAAGCAAGCUCACCUUUGUCCAAGUCGAAGAUCCUUGGGCACCUGAUAAUGAUACCAUUGCAGAUACAAAAGAAGGUGAUAUGGAUAAAGGGACAGAUAUUGGCGUGGAAAAUGCCGACUCUGGCCGUCAUGAAAUGUCAGACUAUGGCUCUAUCCAACCUCACUCUCUCCAACAUGCACCGACUCUAGAUGCACCUCAGGAAAAUACUCCCCCGGUUUACCCUCCUGAAAACUUCGAUCUUGAUCCCUUUAAUAGGGUUAUAGCUUCACACUUGUUGCGACAUUUUCAGCAAGGCCCAGGCCGGUGGAUGGAUCUCUUCGAUACAACGGCCUACUUCUCUUCAAAAGUCCCCGUACUCGCAGCAUCGAGGCCACUAUUGAAAUCGGCCGUGUGUGCUCUUUCUGCGAAACAUCUACGACAUCUCUAUCAGACUUGUGCACCUUUACGCAACAACUUCGGUCUUCCUAUGGCAGGCGAGGAGACAUGGCAGUAUCAAUCAACAAAAUAUUACGAUCAAGCCCUUGGCCGUGUGAAGACAGCCAUCGACUUGGAAACAUAUGUUGAUAACCCCGCCGACAAGGAAGAGAUGCUCGCUGCCGUUGCGAUACUCUGCACCUUCGAAUUGAUGGACGCUCCUGGCAGUGCGUGGAGAGCUCAUUUGGGCGCAUUACCCCUCUUCAACGAUAACGCAACUUCUAUACCAGCCCAAUCAACCAUCGUAAUUCCUCAAACGGCUAUAAAGGGGCCAAUAUUCUGGAGCCUCGCAAGACAGGACUUGCUGUGUGCCUUCAUAAGCGAGACUCAGACUCGACUGGAUCUAAAGGACAUGCGUCUCUGGCAGAAUGCAGGCCUAGCAACUGAUGAGCACGGAGCUCUCCUACCGUGCAGCCCCUUUAGUAUGACAGAUAUCCACAAUUCUUCCGGCGUCGAAGAAGAUAUGAAAAGCAAUGAGCUCACGUGGAUUCUUGGUAAAAUUGCAAACCACCUGUCCGCUGGAGAUGCUCUGGUUCCUGAGGACUUCGCACUACCCCCUGGACAACGGCUUCCAAUCGGGUUAAACCAGGAGUAUCUUUUAAGCCGAUGGAACAUGUUGAUAACCGAGUUGGAUAACUGGCAUGACUCCCUUCCGCCAUCCUUCAAUGCGACUGCUCGUAUACGGGCAUGGGGCUGUGCUAAUUUACAGCACACAUUAAGCUUGGAUGUCUUCGAACAGAUUUGGUUUGAUUUGCCAUUAUGCGCGGCAACAAUGCAAAGCUAUCACCAAGCAAAGAUCUUAUUAUUAGCAAACGAGCCGCAAGAGUCUACAGCCAUCCGGUCAACCGUAUCAGCGCGCUUGAGAUCUUAUCGACAUGCUCUCCGAGAGGUUGUCUAUCACGCCAGGGAGAUCUGUGGUAUAAGCCUUGGGAAUUCGGGAGAUUCGGUUCGGGUAAAUUCCGUGCAAGCCUUGUUUGUCGCUGGACAAGUCUUCCAGGAACCCCGUGAGCAGGAUGCGGUCCUCGAAAUACUUCUUGGAAUUGAAAGAGAUCUCGGGUGGACAACAAAAUACCAUGUGGCUAAGCUGACUGAUGAAUGGGCAAGGGGCAGUGAAGGUAAUCACGUUGGUCGGGCUGAACAUCGGGAUUGGCUGUGA